Messenger RNA from Paramecium octaurelia, 495 nucleotides. The record is from the annotation of a GenBank genome assembly. Lineage: Eukaryota; Ciliophora; Oligohymenophorea; Peniculida; Parameciidae.
AUGCAAUAAUAACAAUUUAUAGAAUUAUUUAAGGUGAGUAAUAUCCAAAGACUUUUCUAUAUAUCUUAAAGGAAUUAAUAAAGAAGAUACUAUUAGUAUUGUAAAUUUAAAGGAGUUUUAAACUGUCUUUUGAUCGAUAGAAUUCUGAAGUAAAUAACUUAGAUUGUUAUUGGAAAUUUUUUGAGAACCCUGCUUUUUAGUGGAUGUUUGCUGCUCACGAUGAUGAGAAAAAUAAAUUUGGCAUGGAAAGUUAUAUAAUCUUCAUUCUAAUCAUCGAUAAAAAGAAUGAAUAAUCUAAAGGGUAUUAUGGAACAAAAAAUAACUUUAGGUGAACAAAAGAAACCACAAUAGAUAUUGAAAGACAAAAUCAUUAAAAACUUCCUAUCAAAUCUAUAAUACAAUUUUUAAAGGUCUAAGAACUGGAAUAGUCUAUUAAAUUGUAAAUUCUUAAUUCAGAUACUUUUACUUAAGGAGUACUUCAAUGAAUGGAAAUGA